UUAAAACGUGAGUUAGUUCUUGCCAGACUCAGCAUCGCUCAGUUUCCGCGGGAGGCUGCAGCUCCAUCACUCCUGCAUCUCCGCUGGCACCAAUGAGCAGAUCCCAUCAACUCAGUUUCCAGUCAGCCCGUUUCACUCUGAGCUGGGAUUUCUCGGUUGGUUUGCAUGGAUAAUAGCAGCCUACCGCACAUUCAUGGAUUUCUCAUCCCGCAACCAAUUUGACUCAAACCCGGGAUUGGUGUAAAAGAAAAAAGAAAAAAGAAAAAAAAAAAAAACGUGUGGGACUCCAAGUGGUUUCCGCCGGUGUUUUAGGUUUGGGGAAGCUCAAGUUCUGCUCUGCCUUGGACAUGGGACCGUGUGACAGCCGACGGGGAUCCGGUGCCGGAGGAAGAACAUCUUCCUGAAGGAGGACAAUCCCGUGUGCGGGAGUUUUUAUUUUUUAUUUUUUGUGUGUACUUGCUACCGGGGAGGGGGAGCUGUGGGUUUUACGCGCCGUAAUGAUGCGUCCCAGCCGCGGCUUCAUCCUGCUCCUCCUCAACGGAACCGCUUGUUUGGUGGCCUUGGGUCAAGAAGACGACCCCUCCAGCCCCAAGAGCUCCUCAGACGACUCCUCCAAAACCGUGGGCCUACUGAGCGGGCAGGCUCACCUGUCGCCCCUGAGCCGCUGGAUGCUUCACAGUAAGAGCAGGGCCGCCAACACCACCUCUCUGGAGCUGCCCUACCGCUCCCCGGUCCCUUUCUCCAAGCAGGAGUUUUCUAAACAGGAGUUUUGGGAGAUGUUAGGCAGCGACCUGCUCAAACCCGACGCCUCCAGCUCCCGGGUGAAGCGCCGGCCCAUCGUCAAGACGGGCAAGUUCAAGAAGAUGUUCGGCUGGGGAGACUUCUAUUCCAACAUCAAGACCGUGCGGCUUAACCUGCUGAUCACCGGCAAGAUCGUGGACCACGGCAACGGCACGUUCAGCGUCUACUUCCGCCACAACUCCACGGGCCAGGGCAACAUCUCCGUCAGCCUGGUUCCACCCGUCAAGGCGGUGGAGUUUGACCUGGAACGCCAGAGCGUGGUCUACCCAAAGGAUUCAAAGAUCUUCAACUGCCGCGUGGACUAUGAGAAGGUGGAUCGCAGCAAGCGCACCUCGUUGUGCAACUACGACCCGUCCCAGACCUGCUUUCAGGAGCAGAUCCAGAGCCACGUGUCCUGGAUUUGCUCAAAGCCUUUCAAGGUCAUCUGCAUCUACAUCUCCUUCUACAGCACGGACUACCGCCUGGUCCAGAAGGUCUGCCCGGACUACAACUACCAUAACGAGCUGCCCUACCUGCCCUCGGGCUAGACUUGUAGGGGGUGAGAGAGGUGGGAAGGUAGAGGAAAAUGACGUGGGGGGGGGGGGCAAGUCGGAGUGACUGCAACAUGUGAGGAGAAAAGCAGGACUGUGAAUCGCCCUUAAUGCGAAUCGUGGCAGCAGGACACCUUCAAAUUAGAACCCGCUCUGUAGCCUGACUAAUGUAAGAUGUAUAAACAUAUAUGCAAAACGAAAACGACAGUACGCAGAUAUGAUGAGGUGUUUGGAAUGCGUAAGUGCAGCGUUCAUAAACUGGACCGGCAGAGAAAACUGUCCAUUUAAUGAACGCACCUUCUUACAUUCCAUCCAGUUUCUAAAUCCCAACUUCUCGCCAGCUGAUUGUCCCUUCAAUUAAGUCAUCUGUGAAUGUCGUCUGAAUAUCCUUUUAAUCGCCCUUUACUAUAUCGCUCUCUUUUGCAAAGUUACAGGGGAAGCUUUUCCAGUGAAAGCGUUCAUUUAAAUGGUGCGAUGCGAGUCACUGGAGUGUUGUAUACCAAUUCAGACUUAUUACAAACAUAUUACGGCGUUUCACAUCACACAUUGUAAAUGACAAAAACAAAGAUGAAUGUAGAGUGCAACCAGCCACACAAUCAUUUAGGUUUACAUCACAGUAUUUUUAAAGGUCGGCUGUUUUGGUGUGAACUUUGAGUCGAUCCCAAAAGAGGCUCCUCUUACCAGCUGCCUUCCAAAUCAAAUCCCCGAGUAUUUUUUGGUCAUGUCUACUGCAUUUCACUAAAAGAGGGAUGGAGGAAAGGGGGGGAAAAUGUGCAAGAAAAAGCAAUUCAAAUAUUCCGGGUAAGGGCUUAAGACAAGUUCAGCGCGGGGAAAUAACGAGAUUCUGCAUACAGAUAAAAUUGGCCCUCAAUACUGAAGUGAGGGAGAGAGAGAGAGAGAGAGAGAGAGAGAGAGAGAGAGAGAGAGAGAGAGAGAGAGAGAGAGAGAGAGGCGGGGGGAGUAAGAGAGGGAGAGAUUCAGUGAGCUGUUUUAAUUAAAGUGGAGAAGGAGACUCGGAGUAUGCAGCUCCUUCUAUUGUCCCCUCUGUAUGAAAAAGAUUACAUUUUGUUGCCGUCAGGAUUCCUGAUUUCACGCCUUGAUAACUUUGACUGUGUGAGGCACAUUGCUCUCUCCCGACAAAUACUGUGUUCUCUAAAGUCGGCCCAUUAUCUUGAAUAAAUGAAAAUAUUAUCAUAAUAAUUACAUAUAAUUUAAUCUCCUUUAGAACUAAUUAAGGUUUCAAAGAGAGGGCAAGAUGUGUUUCCUAGAAGUCGGCGAGCAGGAGAAUAAGAGGAUGUUUCUCGGGCGCGGUGGUGUUAUUUUUCGUGCGACGCCGGCAGCCAAAGCUCGGCCCAGAGUUAACUGCUCUCAUUAAGAUAAAUGGCUACUGGCUGGCCACGUCUCAUGUUGCUCUCAAAAACAAUACCAGCGGAGAGGAGUGCACGAUGGAGCCACGAAUUAUUGCCUGGCAUUUUCUUGGCGAGGGGGCACGGUUACUUUUUGUGGUGAGCAGUCUCAAGACAGGUGUGAAGAGUUCUUAUUAAACUGUAGCCGGUUUGAUGCUAACGCGCCGUGAAGUCGGGGAUUUGGCCAGGAUCUGUGAACUCUUGGCGAUGUCCAGAAAGGUGGACCCAGGGGAGUGGGCAGUGGGGGGGGGAGGCUUGAGGCCAGAUAUGAUUGCAUCGCCUCGGCUGCUGUGUGUGAGAUUCAGUAGCGGGAGUAGCAGGGCGAAACAGUGGUAGGGCUAAAGAUAGUGACUAAGAACUGUAAAAUCUGCAAAUCAAAGCUUUGUGACCAUAUUAACUUGCGGCCCAGAGCACAUGGCAGCAGCGUGCGAGUCCGUCCGGGGGGGACAGACAGCCAUGAUGACGUCUCCUGUUGCAUGUUGAUCGUUUUAUGCGGCGUCUUGCAGAAAAAAUCGAGACUUUCCUGAAGAGGCUACCAUCAAUCAGAAGGCACACUGUGAGCAGAUUCAGAUUCGCAGUGAUGCAGUAUUCAUUUGACAAUAUGUAUAGAGUCCAAUUGGAACAUGCGAUUUAGAUCUAGGUCCUGUCUGCUGGAUGAGAUACGAGCCUGUAAAAUCCACAUCUCCCAGCAUGAAUGAACCACUGCCUCUUGCUCUGUUCGUUCACAUCAUUUCAGCCGCUUUCGCACGGUGGUCCCUUCUCCCCGUGUGUGACCCGGCCCACCGGCCUCAGCCUCCACACCCUCCCUACCUCCCUCACCCUGGCGUUGAACCCCGCAGCGGUUAGUUCCUCACGGCCGACCCCCCCUAUCCCCCCCAGCCCCCCCUCACCCACCUGCGCGCGUGGCUGAGCUGGCUAAUCUCUGUGAGCUUAAUGCCGAGCCAACCGAACAUCAGCAGCGAUAACUCCCGUCCCUCCUCCUCUACCUAUCUAUUUCCCUCUAUAUCUAUAUCCCAUCAAACAAAUGCUUGCGCACACACAGUCUUAAGAUGUUCUGGUCUUGGUAUCUCCCUCUCUGCUGUUCAAAGCAUUUUACAUAAGCCCCUGGAUUGUGAGGACAAGAAAUCUCCUCGAGAGCAUGCCAACGGAGUGCCCGACACAGAUACGCCUCAGUAACCUCAAUACUCCUCUGCUCGCCUCCGGAAGGUCGUCCGGACCGGGAGCGGGAUGCUCUCACACGUGUUGGAAUCAAAGCCGGGCAACAUGAGCCCACGGCGCUGAAGAAAAAAAAAAAAAGCAAAAGGAGACACGUUUUGGGCUUUUGGGAGGAAGCCCCUGACUCUGCUUCUCACUGAUUCCCUCUGACUCACAGCAAUACUCUCACUGAGACUCCACCUUCCCCGCAGCUCUCCGGGGUGAGUUAAAACAAAAGGCUGCUGGACUAAGUUUAACAAACACUCAUGUUGCUGUGGGAUGGACGGUGUUGUCAUGGCAGCAGCCUUACUGUUGACCCAUCUGAUGCCAAGAGACAUGUGGAUAUUUGGCCUUAGAGACUGCAAGACAACCCCGAUCCCUUCAGCAAAGAAUAGUGAAACCAACCACAUGAAAUUACAUGAAUAUACAUCUAUAUAUAUAUAUAUAUAUAUAUAUAUGUAAAAAUAUAUAUAUAUGAAAGCUAAAAGUCCUCAGAUCUGAAUAAAGUUGUAUUUAAAUGUGGGUCAUGCAGUGGAGGUUGUCUGUUUUAACGUUUUGUUCCUCAUGGUUUUGUUUCUCUAUGUCAUGUGGAUGAUAUACUGUAUGAUUGAUAUGAUGGCAAUUACUGUGGUUUUCAACAUUCUAAAAUUCAAUAAAGAACACAGGAGUACUUAAACCACUUCAGUUGUAGAGAGAGAGAGAGAGAGACGUAUAUCUGGUUAUGUAGGAAGAGGGUGUCAACAAUAUUAAAGUCUCUAUUUUCUCA
Messenger RNA from Gasterosteus aculeatus aculeatus (three-spined stickleback), 4697 nucleotides. Its product is annotated as neurexophilin-1. Lineage: Eukaryota; Metazoa; Chordata; Actinopteri; Perciformes; Gasterosteidae. The record is from RefSeq and is a predicted model, not a curated record. Gene Ontology annotation, molecular function: signaling receptor binding.